Molecule: messenger RNA, 1581 nt
Organism: Penicillium digitatum Pd1
Lineage: Eukaryota; Fungi; Ascomycota; Eurotiomycetes; Eurotiales; Aspergillaceae
Source: RefSeq, a predicted model, not a curated record
AUGGCCAAGCAAGAAGGGGACAUGUCUAUUGUGAUGGAGCCAUUAAACAUUCAAAGCAGCCACGCUGCUGGGAAUGUUCACCAGGAGGAAAACCUCGAAAAGCUACCCAGUCUUCCCAGCCUUCAACCUGGAGUCCAUAGGGCUGAUGUGCUUCGAAAAAGCUGGACCAAGACAGGCUUAAUUAUUGUCUUCAUCGGACUGUUUUUGUGUACAUUAGCUAUCAAUUUCGCCGAUUAUUCAACUCAGGUGUAUGCCCCAUACACAACGAGUGCCUUCAAGCAGCACUCUGCCAUGAGCGCAGCGCGGGUGGUCAUGAACAUUGCGCGUAUCUCUGCCUAUCCCAUUAUUGCAAAGUUGGGAGAUGUCUUCGGUAGGGCUGAGAUGUUCAUCUUGUCUAUUCUUAUGUCUGUUUUGGGUUACGCCAUUUGGGCAGCCUGCACGAACAUAACGCAAUACAUUGUUGCUGGUAUCUUCGACGCUAUUGGAUCGACUGGAUUUGCCCUCACACAACAGAUAUUUGUGGCGGACAUGACCUCGUUAGUCGAUCGUGGUAUCUGGUCAACGCUGCCUGAUUCUCUCACCACAAUUCCGACUCUUUACCUUGGUACUAUCGUCGCUCAGCGCGUCCUGGACCAUUCAACGUGGCGGUGGGGAUGGGGCAUGUGGGCGAUUAUUUUGCCCGUUGCAUCGCUGCCAUUGAUCGGUACCAUGCUGUUUUAUCAACGUCGAACGCCAUAUCCAGUAUCUGUGUCUGAGGCAUUAGGCUGGAGAACUAGUGAUGCCUGGUGGAAGAAGGCAUACCGGUUGUUUUGGAUUGAACUCGACUUGCCAGGGGCUAUUCUACUUGUGGCUGGAUUGUCUCUUCUUUUGGUUCCCUUGUCCUUGACAGGCUCUAAUAACAGCGGUGCGUGGACCAACGGGUCAUUUAUCGCCAUGUUGGUCCUUGGUGUGGUGGCCGGCAUAUUUGCCGCUUUCUUUAUGAAGUACACCAAGCGCUCUCAGAUCUGGGUGUUGAUCGGCGUUCCGCUCUGCGUUCUUGGAAUGGGUGUACUUCUCUAUCUGGUGGAUUUGAGAGAUGGUCGCAGUGGGAAUGAAGCAUCCUUUGUGGCAGCCAAAUCGUUGAUUGGUAUUGGUCGCGGAUUCUAUCAAACGGCCGCACAGGUCUCAGUGCAGGCCGUGGUCUCACGGCAGGAUGUUUCUGUUGUCACCGCAGUGUUUUUUGCAUCGAUGAGUGUGGGUGGUGCAAUUGGGACAAGUGUCGCUGGGGCCAUAUGGCGAAACACCCUCCCAAAAAAGCUGCAAAAAUAUCUUCCUAGUGAACUGAAGGGUCAAGCCAAAUCUAUAUUCGGAUCAAUUGUUGUAGCUCGAAAUUACGCCAUGGGCACUGAGGCUCGUGAUGCCAUCAAUCGCAGUUACCGAGAGUCGCAAAGACUACUCGCAAUUGCAGGUCUUGCUUCACUUUCAUUGAUGCUUAUUGUGAUGUUGUUCUUGAAGAACGUGAAACUGAGCGAAGAAGGGAUGACAGAGGCAGAGAUCGAACAAGAUCAAGCUCAUGGAGCUGCAGAGAAGCGAGCUGAUUAA